Molecule: messenger RNA, 901 nt
Organism: Dendrobium catenatum
Lineage: Eukaryota; Viridiplantae; Streptophyta; Magnoliopsida; Asparagales; Orchidaceae
Product: putative germin-like protein 2-1
Exons: 2
Coding region: 60-734 (224 amino acids)
Cellular component (GO): cell wall
Molecular function (GO): manganese ion binding
Source: RefSeq, a predicted model, not a curated record
AAGCUUGAUAUAAGAGAGAAAGUGAGAGAGAUCAGCCAUAUAUUUACAAAUUAAGGAAAAUGGCUAUGUCUCAUGACCUCCAGCUCUUUCUUGGUUUGCUUGCUUUGGCUUCCUCGCUUGCAAUAGCUACUGAUCCCACACAGCUUCAAGACUUUUGCGUUGCAGACAACACGUCAAACAUAUUUGUGAAUGGGUUCGUCUGCAAGGACCCCAACUUGGUGAACGAGAACGACUUCCUCUUCAAGGGCUUAAACCAACCUGGCAACACAGCAAAUCAGUUGGGAUCGAAGGUGACGCCUGUUUUUGUUACGCAACUCCCGGGAUUGAACACACUCGGCAUCUCACUUGCUCGCAUAGACUUUGCGCCUUAUGGUCUCAUCCCUCCUCACACUCACCCGAGGGCCAGCGAGAUACUCAUGGUGAUACAGGGCACUCUUGCUGUCGGCUUCGUGGCAUCCAAUAACCCGGACAACAAGCUCUUCACAAAGGUUCUUAAUGAGGGAGAUGUCUUUGUCUUCCCGCAAGGUCUCAUCCACUUUCAGCUCAACAUUGGAAAUACAAAUGCAGUGUCUAUUUCCGGGCUCAGCAGCCAGAAUCCGGGAGUGAUUACUAUUGCCAAUGCAGUCUUUGGAUCAAAGCCGCCUAUCUCUCCCUAUAUUUUAGAGAAGGCUUUCCAGCUUGAUCAGAAGACCGUGGAAAUACUUCAGGCCAAGUUCUGGACGAACAAUAGCUAGAGAUCGAUCAUUGGUUGCUUAAUUGCUUGCCUUCAAUUUAUUAAUAUUAUUCGACAUAUAUUAUCACGGUGUUGUCAGCUAUUUUAACAAGCAGCUUGUUUAGUGUUCUAUAGUAAUGUACUUCUAUGCGUUAAAUUUACUUAAAUAUAUUAUGUUUUUAUGUGUUA